AUGGCGGACGACACGACCUACGCACCAAAGUCGCCGGACCUCUCUUCUUUUUUCUCGGCAGCACCCGCCCCGCCUACACCUCCACUGCACAGUCUGCAGCACUACCAGCAGCAACUCGGCAAGCUGCAAACCACUCCGACUGCUGUACCGCCGGUAUAUGAAUACUCCUCCCCCUCGUCGCGCAUCUCCCAUCCAAGCCAGUCGUCUUCAACUCCUGUACACAUCAAACAAGAUCAGCCCCACUAUCCGUCACCGGCGGCAAUCAAGACGGAAUUCUCUGCCUAUCAGCCACCGCUGCAUACCCAUCAAGGCCAGCACCAGCACCAGCAACAGCAGCACCAGCAACAUUACCUGUCUCCCCAGUACCACCAGGCGCCGCCACAACAACACCCAUCUCCGCAACAUCCCCCACGACUCAUGCAAAGCGCAUAUGGGAUUCAGCCCGCCGUCAACUACCAGGACCAGCAACCUCAUCAACCCCCCACACCACAAAGCCAGGGAUUUUUAGACCAGAAAAGCUUCAGCGUCACGCCCCAAUUACACGACAUUCCGUACAACCCGGAUUCGCAACUUCUACCACAAACACCCGGUUCAGCAACCAUGCCUCCCAGAAAGAACACAAAGCAGGCGGACUCGCCACCUCCAAUUGACCCUUCCCCUGUCCGGACAAAGUUCCCUACAGCGAGGAUAAAGCGCAUCAUGCAGGCUGAUGAGGAGGUUGGCAAAGUUGCCCAGCAAACUCCCAUUGCCGUCGGCAAGGCUCUUGAGAUGUUCAUGAUUGCUGUUGUCAGCCGAAGCGCGGAAAUCGCCCGGGAGAAGAACUCCAAGCGAGUCACGGCUCAGAUGCUCAAGCAAGUCAUUGAGACAGAUGGACAGUACGACUUCUUGGCUGACAUUGCCGCCAAGGUUGGUGAGGAAGAGAAGAGAGGUGGUCGCUCCAAGGCCGAGUCGUCGAGCGAUGAAGAGAUGGAGGUUGAAACGAAGAAGAAGGGCAAGGGUGGCCGUAAGAAGAAGACUGCUGCAUGA
Molecule: messenger RNA, 1026 nt
Organism: Colletotrichum orchidophilum
Lineage: Eukaryota; Fungi; Ascomycota; Sordariomycetes; Glomerellales; Glomerellaceae
Product: histone-like transcription factor and archaeal histone
Exons: 1
Coding region: 1-1026 (341 amino acids)
Biological process (GO): negative regulation of transcription by RNA polymerase II; transcription by RNA polymerase II; positive regulation of transcription by RNA polymerase II
Cellular component (GO): negative cofactor 2 complex; nucleus
Molecular function (GO): core promoter sequence-specific DNA binding; RNA polymerase II general transcription initiation factor activity; protein heterodimerization activity
Source: RefSeq, a predicted model, not a curated record